AUGGAAGAAGGAUUAUCAGAGUUCUGUAUCAGGGGAGGUGGAGGAGGAGGGGGAGUAAAGUGUGGGAGGUGGAACCCCACGGCUGAGCAGGUGAAGGUGCUGACUGACCUCUUCAAGGCCGGCCUGCGGACUCCCAGCGCCGAGCAGAUACAGAGGAUUUCAUCUCAGCUCAGCUCCUAUGGCAAGAUCGAAAGUAAGAACGUCUUCUACUGGUUUCAGAACCACAAGGCCAGGGAGAGGCAGAAGCGCCGGAAGAUCUCGGACAAGGACGACAAGAAGAAGAUCGCCGCCGCCGCUGCUGCUGCUGCAUUCUUCAGAGAGGCAGAUAUGUCGUCGACCAUCGACCUUCUGGAGCAGGACUCGGCCGUCAGGACACUGCAACUCUUCCCCUUGAAGUCGUACGAGAAGUCAGACGGGCUGGACCGAUCCCCUCGGCUGCUCACCAACGGGUCGACCAAGGAAACCCCGCCAUAUUCUCUCUUCUUUGAAGCCUCCAUCUUUUCUGCCGCCACCACCACUAACACCGCCACCGCCGCUGCUGCCACAAGAGACCCACUUGAUCUACGCCUGAGUUCUUUGUAA
This is a messenger RNA of Nymphaea colorata (pocket water lily), 582 nucleotides long. RefSeq names its product WUSCHEL-related homeobox 5-like. Lineage: Eukaryota; Viridiplantae; Streptophyta; Magnoliopsida; Nymphaeales; Nymphaeaceae. The coding region runs from base 1 to 582 and encodes 193 amino acids. Gene Ontology annotation, molecular function: DNA binding; DNA-binding transcription factor activity. Gene Ontology annotation, biological process: plant organ development. The record is from RefSeq and is a predicted model, not a curated record. The transcript has 2 exons.